UUUUCUCUAAAAUCUGAUGCUUGUUUUUUGGUUUUGGGGGGAAUAUGACUUAAUCUGGAGUUGAGGCUCCGCUCCAGAGCGCUUUUUUUUUAGGUUCCUCACAAGAAACAAAUCACAUCCCGACACAAGGUUAUUCCCCGGGGAGGAGAGAGCGCCGACACCCACAGAGAGCCACCAUGAUGCUGAGCCCGGACCAGGCCGAGGCCGACCUGUCCUGGACGCAGUCCGACCCGGAGAGCAUCCUGGGCGGCCUCAGGGCGGCCGGCUGCGGCUCGGACGAGCCCACGGACGGCGAGGAGCGGCCGAAGAGCAAGUCCGAGCUGCAGCCGCUGAGCCGGGAGGAGAAGCGGCGGAGACGGCGGGCCACGGCCAAGUACCGCUCCGCCCACGCCACCCGGGAGCGCAUCCGCGUCGAGGCCUUCAACGUGGCCUUCGCAGAGCUGCGGAAAUUACUGCCCACCCUCCCCCCGGACAAGAAACUCUCCAAGAUUGAGAUCCUCAGACUGGCCAUAUGCUACAUCUCCUAUCUGAACCACGUGCUGGACGUCUAGGGACGGGACGGGACUGGACCCGGUGGG
Cololabis saira (Pacific saury) is the source of this 578-nucleotide messenger RNA. RefSeq names its product nescient helix loop helix 2 (gene nhlh2). The transcript is spliced from 2 exons. The coding region runs from base 177 to 551 and encodes 124 amino acids. NCBI's taxonomy places the organism in Eukaryota, Metazoa, Chordata, Actinopteri, Beloniformes, Belonidae. Gene Ontology annotation, molecular function: protein dimerization activity; RNA polymerase II cis-regulatory region sequence-specific DNA binding; DNA-binding transcription factor activity, RNA polymerase II-specific. The record is from RefSeq and is a predicted model, not a curated record. Gene Ontology annotation, biological process: regulation of transcription by RNA polymerase II.